Molecule: messenger RNA, 1261 nt
Organism: Theobroma cacao (cacao)
Lineage: Eukaryota; Viridiplantae; Streptophyta; Magnoliopsida; Malvales; Malvaceae
Product: D-galacturonate reductase-like
Molecular function (GO): oxidoreductase activity, acting on the CH-OH group of donors, NAD or NADP as acceptor
Source: RefSeq, a predicted model, not a curated record
CAAUAUCGAAGUCUAAUCAUAAACCAAAAAUUAUGGAGAUUAGAGUUCCAGAGGUUUCAAUUGGCUCCUGCGGCCUAAACAUGCCUGUGAUUGGCAUGGGCACUGCAUCCUAUCCGCCAGCGGAUGCAGAAACCAUAAAAUCAGCCGUUCUUGAGGCAAUCAAAGCUGGAUAUCGCCACUUCGAUACAGCUUUUGUAUAUGGGUCAGAGCAGCCACUCGGAGAAGCAAUUGCUGAGGCCUUGAACAUUGGCCUCAUCAAGUCUCGGGAUGAACUCUUUAUCACUUCCAAGCUAUGGUGCAGCUUUGCUGAUCAAGACUUAGUCAUUCCCGCGAUCAAAAUGAGCCUCGAGAAUCUUCAGCUAGAUUAUCUUGACCUUUAUCUAAUACACUGGCCAUUAAAGUUCAGCAAAGAGGUGAGUCGGGUUCCAAUUCCGAAAGAAGAUGUGUUUCCCCUUGAUAUCAAGUCAGUUUGGAGUGCCAUGGAAGAGUGUCAGCAUCUCGGGCUCACCAAAGCCAUUGGCGUCUCUAACUUCUCCUCCAAAAGGCUUGAAGAGAUCCUUUCCUUCGCCAAAAUCCCUCCAGCCGUAGACCAGGUGGAGAUGAACCCACUGUGGCAGCAGAAGGAGCUCAAGGAGUUCUGCAAGGCCAAGGGCAUUCAUGUGACUGCGCAUUCCCCUCUGGGCUCUAAGGGCACAAUAUGGGGAAAUAGCAGGAUUCUUGACUGUGAUGGACUGAAAGAGAUUGCCGAGGCUAGAGGGAAAACAACUGCGCAGAUUGCUCUAAGAUGGGUGUACGAGCAAGGGGCAAGCGUGAUCACAAAGAGCUUCAACAAGGAGAGAAUGAAAGAGAACCUUGAAAUACUUGAUUGGUCCUUGAGUAUGGAAGAAUUGAACAAGAUCAGUUGCCUUCCUCAGCGCAAAGGUGGCUCCCCUAGUACAUUCCUUGAGCCGAGCGACCUGGUAAAGGAGCUUGAGGCAGAGCUGUGAUAUAAACAUCUUCAGACGAAGAUCUGUAACGAUCAUACAUAAAAUAUUUUCAUGCUUAAAAUUUAACUCUGCUAUGCUCUAGGAUUCCUAUUUGAAUUAGUCUUUGCCAAGUUAUUAUUCCCAUAAAUAUUACAUUACAAUAUAAAUUGCAUAUAAAAUGGUUCUUGGAUGUAUCCUAAAUGUCAACUAGGGAUUGGCCUUAUUACACUGCAGAAGUCGGAAAAUAAUCAUUUAUUUUGCAACGCAAUCUUUUAAAGUCAACUCAAAACAGUCGG